This is a messenger RNA of Cryptomeria japonica (Japanese cedar), 1305 nucleotides long. RefSeq lists its product as uncharacterized. The coding region runs from base 1 to 1305 and encodes 434 amino acids. NCBI's taxonomy places the organism in Eukaryota, Viridiplantae, Streptophyta, Pinopsida, Cupressales, Cupressaceae. The record is from RefSeq and is a predicted model, not a curated record. The transcript has a single exon.
AUGAUUGUUCGCAAAUUUCACCCAACAAUUGUCUGCUCCAGAUGCUUUGCUGAAAGAGGCAUUCAUCAUUUCUCUUCAACUAAUAACUUAGACCCAGGUGAACAACCCUUUGUCUUAAAGAAGCUUACCCAGGUAGAGGAGAUGCUUAUUGCUCGCGUAUCUCCUGUUUUGCAAGUCACUCACGCAAGAGGCGGCCAAUACAAAUAUUUUGGUCACACGAUAAGUUUCCCUCAAGACAUCUUUGAAAUUGCAAAGAAAUUGCCCCGCAAAUUGCAGGAUUUGGAAGUCCUCAUAAUCCAAAGAACCAAUAUUCAAGGCCAUAAAUAUGACUGUUAUGUCAAUAAAUUCCAUGUUAUGGAUGCAUUGACGUUUAAAAUCCAACAUGACCAAUACUACAAGGACGUUGUCAUUGAUUUUGAUACUUUGAACUUGCUUCCUGAUGUUACAACAGAUGUUUCAGCUAUGUUGAAUCUGUUGCAAGGCAUUGACAAUGAAGUAGUUGUUCCUCCAACAGCAGAUUGUUCCGACCCUGCGGAUCCAUUUGCCACAGACAUUUCAUCAUCCUUCAUCCCAACAAUGCCUGGUACAACUUGUGAGUUGGAAGCCAUUAAAGACACAUUGCAACUACAUACUACUGAAAAGAAUUUUUUGCCUUGGCCUCAAAUAAGCUCCUCCCCGAUAAAUGAAUAUAACACUAAAGGUUUAUUGCCUAUGGCAUUUCCAGCACUCUUUCCAACUGGUAUUGCCCUCCCGCUCGAGCCACGUACCAAACAUGUUCAUUUGCAUGAAUAUGCACUCCACUUGAUAAGAUACUUCGACCAAAGAUUUGGUCAGCAUGUCAGGUUCCGCUAUUUCAUUUAUAAUCUCAUUAUGCGCCACCAUUCACAGCAAUCUACAACUGUCUUUAUUAGAACUAAUAUAGAAGAGGCCUUCCCAAGCAAUUUGCAAGCAUUACGUGAACAUUUGCAGAACACGCCUGAUGACCAGUUGCCAAAACAGCUCCUUCGCUUUGGUGCAACUCUUAGAGGCACUAGGGCAUAUUGGAAUAAAUCUAGAAAGGAGCUCACAACUAUGAUCUCCCAAUUGGGUACCCCAACCCUUUUUUUCACAUUGAGCUCGACUGAUACUAAAUGGCCUAACUUGCAUACCAUAUUCAAUGAAGAUAAAGACCAAGCCAUAAAAUCCACACGAAAACAACUAGUGGAAAAUGUGAUUCGCAAUCCACACAUAACAGCCUUAUACUUACACAACAGGUUUACAAUAUUCCGCGAAGAAAUUAUUCAAAGAAAAAGACCUCCGGUAUAG